This is a messenger RNA of Malassezia restricta, 1164 nucleotides long. Its product is annotated as protoporphyrin/coproporphyrin ferrochelatase. The record is from RefSeq and is a predicted model, not a curated record. The transcript has a single exon. NCBI's taxonomy places the organism in Eukaryota, Fungi, Basidiomycota, Malasseziomycetes, Malasseziales, Malasseziaceae. Gene Ontology annotation, biological process: heme biosynthetic process. Bases 1 to 1164 code for a protein of 387 amino acids. Gene Ontology annotation, molecular function: protoporphyrin ferrochelatase activity.
AUGCGCUGGAUGAAGGGCUGGCGCUCAUUUUCCACAUCGCGAGCAAGCUGGCAGUCGCGACCGCCAACUGCGGUCGUUAUGAUGAAUAUGGGUGGACCUUCUACCCUGGAUGAAGUCCAGCCAUUUCUCACGCGCCUGUUCCUCGACCGUGAUUUGAUGCGCCUACCUUUUCAGUCGCAUCUUGCACCCAUGAUCGCCAAACGGCGCUCACCGAAAGUUCGCGAUCAGUAUGAAAAAAUUGGCGGUGGAUCUCCCAUCUUGCGAUGGACACGCACGCAGGGCGAGGCCAUGUCGCGGAUGCUCGAUGAGCUGAGUCCCUCUACGGCCCCGCACAAAGCAUACGUGGCGUUCCGGUAUGCAUCACCGCUCACGGACGAAUGCAUGGAUGAGCUUGCUGCAGAUGGUGUAAAGCGUGCCGUUGCAUUCUCUCAAUAUCCACAGUACUCGUGCAGCACGACAGGAAGUAGCCUGAACGAGCUGUACCGCGAGAUUCAGCGUCGCAAGGCACGCCACGCGCCAGAGGGUCAGAUUGAGUGGUCUGUCAUUGAUCGGUGGCCCAUACAGUCAGGCUUGGUCCAGGCGCUUGCGAACCGUAUUCACCAAGCCCUGUCUAGUCUGCCAGCGGAGGUCGCUCACAAGACGCCUAUCAUGUUUAGUGCGCAUUCGCUGCCUAUGCAGGUCGUGUCAGGGCGCGGCGACCCAUAUCCGCCCGAAGUUGCAGCCACUGUCGCUUCCGUGAUGCAGCGGCUGGGAUGGUCCAACCCUUACCGCGUGACUUGGCAAAGCAAGGUGGGUCCUGCUGCUUGGCUUGGUCCACAGACGUCCGACACUCUACAUGGCUGGGCCAAACAGGGUCACAAGCAUGUAGUUGUGGUCCCUGUGGCAUUCACGAGUGAUCAUAUUGAAACGCUCUUCGAGCUGGAUAUGGAGUUGCAGGAAGACGCCAAGGAAGCUGGCGUAGAGCUUGUUCGCUCGCCGUCGCUUAAUGACGAGCCUGUGUUCCUACGAGCAUUGGCAGAUAUGGUGUCGGAGCACCUUGCCUCUGACGCACGCGGCACGCAGCCCUGGGCGCAGGGUAAGGCAAGCCACCAAAUGUCCCUUCGCUGUCCGGGAUGCCCGAGUCCCGAAUGUGGCCAGCAGAAGGCCUUUUUUUGCACUGACUAG